Messenger RNA from Leptinotarsa decemlineata (Colorado potato beetle), 2771 nucleotides. It is a transcript of the gene Patr-1, whose product is annotated as Protein associated with topo II related - 1. Gene Ontology annotation, cellular component: P-body. Lineage: Eukaryota; Metazoa; Arthropoda; Insecta; Coleoptera; Chrysomelidae. Gene Ontology annotation, biological process: deadenylation-dependent decapping of nuclear-transcribed mRNA; P-body assembly. The record is from RefSeq and is a predicted model, not a curated record. Gene Ontology annotation, molecular function: RNA binding.
UAUAUUGAUUGUCCACACAUUCAUUUUUAUCAGAAUAUACUAUUUUUUAGGUUAAAGGAAUUGGAAGUAGCACCAACUCCAGAACAAAAGCAAGAAAUCCUAAGGCUAUUCAAACUUGAAAGUGAACCAAUAGUAGAAAACCAAUAUGAUUACAUUGUGAAAAUAAUUCACGGACUAUUACAAGAUGAGAAAUUCAAUAGUUUUUUUAAUAUUCGAAAGGGCAAGAUGUUAGUUUUGAGACUUUUACCACAUUUAGCAGUAGACGUGUUUUCAUCUCAAUUGUUAGAAUUGUGGAGUAGAGUUCUACUUAGUUUACCAAUAGUUGGUAGAAGAGAUACGGCAGGAGAUAAUAUUUUACCGAAAUUUUAUCCUUUCUUCAAGCGCUUUGUCCAAACUUGUAGUAUAUCAGACAUUUUAGAUAUUGUCACAGGAUUGGUGGAAGUGGUAAGGCAAGAAAAUAACAGAAGUACACCUCUCAGUCAUGUAGGAAAGUCACCGUUAUAUUUUAUAUUAAUGAAUAAGUUUGGUACAUCAGCUUUAGUGAUAUUACUUAUUAGAGUGGAGUAUUUGAUAACAACAGAUUCAGUGUCUGAAAAGCAACAAAACAACUGGUUCAACUACUUGACAAGUUGGGCUCAACAAACCGAAGCAGUGAGCAAACUUGCUACCCCCAUAGAGUUAAUUCCUUCACAAAUCUUUAUAAAACAUUGCAAUCGUUUUAACCAUUUGAAACCAGACAAAAAAUUGCUGUUAGAAAAACACUUUGUUGAUUCUGAUGUUUAACUAUUUUUAGGAGUCAUUCUUUUUAUUGAAUAGAGAUUAAUUCUAUUACCUCCAGAUGUAAAAUAUUCAUACUAAAACCAUUUUUCAAGAAGUAUUGGAUUUUAAGGCAAAUGUCAAUGAAUUGAAAUACUCGUGUUGUUUUUAACUUUUUAUAUUUUUGAAAAUCCAGAUUAUUUCACUUCUAUCUAUGAUCAUUACCGCCACCAAACAGAAAAGCUUGAAACUACAGGAACUUGAUAAUAUUAACUGAGCAUUCCAGGCCAAUUAGAGGAAAAAUUACAUUGAAAUGAGGAAUUCAUGUAUUUCAUAAUAAUUUCAAACAUUAUUUAAAAAAGAAUUGCAAAUAAAGCCCUUUUAUCUCUUUCGUUGAUGAUUAUUUUAUAUCGAAAUGUACUUUAUAUGAGAAAUCUCAUCUUGAAUUCAUCGCCAAAUAAAAUUUUUCUUCAUAUAGAGCAUCCAGUAUUCUCAUAUACAGUUGUCCAAAAAAAAUAAUAGCGAUAUUAUUUUAUUCCAACCACUAGCGGUAGAAUAACUACAAUUAUGUAAUCCAAAGAAUUGCGCAGAUUAACGUUGAUAUUAAUGAUUUCGAUUGAGUAUUUCUAGUUCCAUACCAUUCCAUUUCUAAGAUUCCUUUAUAAUUCACGUUGUCAAUCGAGAAUAGGUGAAAUUGUUUUCCUAAUAUCUGUAAAACGACCCUGCCUAAAUUAUUGAGUAUGCAUAAAUCAAUAUCUACAUAUUACUUGUAUUAUUGACAAAAUGAUAAACUGCUAAAAUCUUGAACUAGUAGUAUUGUGGAGGACGUGAUUUAUUGUUGAAACAGUUGAUUGUGACCUGUAUUCAUAUUUUGGACAAAUGCAUGAUAUAUCUCGUGUGAUCCAUCAAUAUGUUUCAGCUAGUUAUAGAACAUUUAAGCUAUGGUGGCAGUUAACUUCACCAAUUCGUUUUUAUUUUCUUUAUUAUAAUGAAUCACUAGAAUUGCACUGGAUUUUGGCAUUCUACCUAGGCAAACAAAAACUUAGAUAAUAUUUUUUUUGGAAAGUCGUUUUUGUGUGUUUCUUGGUAGGCCUGAUGUUUCUCUUGGCUUCAAACCAACCCUGGUUAGAGAGGAUGACAGUUUUAAAGUGUUUGGUGGUGGCCACCCUAAAUCAAUAUUUGAGGUUCUACAGUAGUUUUAUUCAGAGGGUUCCAGUAAUAUAAAGGAAGUAACAGGAAAUAUUAAUUUCUAUACUAUUAUCCUUAUUUGAAAUAAUCGUGAUUUUCUGAAUUUGAAGAAUUGUUCUGUUUUGAUUGUACUUUCAAAAAGAAUUAUAAAUAGUUUGAACUUGUGAGUAGAAAGAUGAAAAUUGUUUGUCAUUGAUCUGAAAGACCUUGUUUCAAAUAUUUUUUCCGUUACUGGCAUGUUCCUGAAAAUUAUAUUUACCUUUAGUAAGUGAAGAAUUCAAAAUAAAAUAUGGUAUGGUUUUGGAAACAACGUUAUCUUCACUUAUCUGAUACCACUAAAUCUUGAUAAAAACUGAGUAAAUGCUUAAUUUUACAUGUCAAGUAUCUCAUUGGGAAUUAUAAUUUUUGUUUACUGCAAAGCAUAUUUAAAGAAAUAGAUUAGUCCGUUAGUGAAUAUUGGGACACUGAAUGAGGCACAUCCAAACUAAUAAAUUUCAUUUACCUAAUUGCAAGUUGUUACUCCAAAUACUCUCCACGUUUCUACUUUUCCCCACGACAGAUUUUAAAAUGAUGAAAUUUCAACAGACGAGAUUGCUUAGUGGAUUGUGAUUUCUGAACAAAUGUUAAAAAAUGUAAAAUCAUACAUUAGUUAUACCUUAGUAAUUGUGAAUAAUAUAUCACUUGUGUCUUAUGUUAUUUUACUAUUCUUUUAGAAAUAACAUACGGUAGGAUCCCAGAAAUAUUGUGACUAAAAACAAAUUGUUUAAUUUGUCUAAUUUGACAAUGGUUUUGUACAAAAUAGAGAAAUAGAACCUAUAUUUUUAAAA